Amoebophrya sp. A25 is the source of this 841-nucleotide messenger RNA. The record is from the annotation of a GenBank genome assembly. NCBI's taxonomy places the organism in Eukaryota, Dinophyceae, Syndiniales, Amoebophryaceae.
CCGCCCCGCACGAUGGUUCCCUCUUUCCGCCUCCUACCCGGGGCGCGCCUCUCGAUAAUGUCCUGGGGAGUUAUAUACUUACUAUUGUAUUAUAGUCAUGGCGUGUAUCUAUAUGGCUUAAGUGUCUUAGAAUCUCGAUCCUAGAUAUAUAAGAGAAAACAGCAAAGAAAGGAGAGAGCUAAGAUAGAAAGAGCGGCACUCGCUGCGCGUGCAGUGGGUGCAGAUGUGCCGCGCAUGUUCGCAGGAGUUCCGACGCCAGUAAGUGGGGCGUGUGGUGUGAUUCUCUUACCAUGGGCACCAGUGCGUUUUGUUGGUGCUUGGCUUAAGUUUCUGGCGAAGUGUGCCUGAUAGAUAGUAUACCUGCAGAAUGGAUCCUGGACCCGCAACGUACCAGGAGAGACCGAGGGCCUUCCAGUCGGGCAAAGCCUUGAAAAACUGGGGCGCCUCCUCUGCUAUUUGUUAAGACGCCACCAGAAUGAAGCGAACAGCUCCGGCAUUUCUCCGAGGGGUAGGGGUUUCGUCUUCAGUAGCUUUCUACUCGUGUGUAGAAUGGGACGAAGCUAGUAAGUAUGACAAAGAAGCACCCAGACAGAGACGCUGACGCUGGGGCCGAGCUCUACUCUGCUCAUGGCUUGAGGAGCCAAACGUGGCGGACAUGCCCGCCGCGCAACAGAUCGCGCACCUCAAUAGGACAGCAGUCUACUGGAGAAACGAGACGGCCAGACUGAAGGUGGAGGUGAUGAGGGAUAAGCUGGAAGGUAGACAGCAGCACUUAGAACCACAACAAGCGGCAAAGGACGCAGCCGAAGAGGAAAAAACUAGAGUGGAAUGGUACAGGUGA